UACCAAAUGGCAUCGAUGUUUGAUGACAUCCUGAGCAGAGCCGAAAAAUUGUCAUCCGCGAAUUUCCAUGCUACUUUAGCUGAUCCAUCAACAACUAAAAAGAAUAAUAAUGCUCUUUUCGAAGGGAACGCAAGCCAGGAAAAUCGCUAUAGUGGCACAGCCUUUGACACCGAUCUCAACAGUGUUUUUCGAGCAAGUGAACAUUUGUGGAAGACGGGGGCAUCAGCUCCAAUUCAGAAAAGCUUUAUCUUUGGCGAAAAAGGUGUUGUGUUUGGAGUGAAGGCGCCUACACUAAAGGAAGCUCGUGUCGUUCCUAAACCUGCUGAAGAUCAGGAGACGAAGACUUGGAACGUGUCAGACUGGAGUCCGACCGGGCCUUCUUCAACCACGUGCUUCUUUCAAGGCCUCAACCGAGCGCAGCACUUCCAGUCAAACAGCUUUCUAAAGUAA
Messenger RNA from Cylicostephanus goldi, 450 nucleotides. NCBI's taxonomy places the organism in Eukaryota, Metazoa, Nematoda, Chromadorea, Rhabditida, Strongylidae. The record is from the annotation of a GenBank genome assembly.